AUGCCAUUUACGCUUGAUGCUUCUAAGGAGCUGCGGAUUCCUAAUGUGUUGUUCCGGGCGACGAGCGCUUGUGGGUUCGUGGCUUGUUUACAUUUUCGCCAGCUCCUCCAAAAGGGCAUUGCGCCGCUCAAAGACCAAGAAGUCCUCCAGUCUCUCUCCCUAACCUUCCCUCCAAUCUACACACUCGGCCCUCUCCACCUCUUGAAAGGCCAAGAAAUCGGCUUGGAGUAUCUUCAAUUGAACCUAUGGAGAGAAGAAACUGGUUGCCUCGAAUGGCUCGAUCAGAAAGUACCCGACCCAGUUGUCUACGUCAAUUUUGGAAGCACCACGGUCAUGACAUCUCAUCAAUUGGUCGAGUUCGCUUGGGGACUAGCGAGUAGUAACAAGAAUUUCUUUGUUAUUACGAGGACUGAGAUUGAGAGGCUUGUUGAGGAGUUGAUGGAUGGGGAGAAAGCGAAAGAGGUGAAGAAAAGAGCCUUGGACUGGAAGAAAUUGGCGGAGGAGGCAACUGAAGAUGAGAUUGGGCAGGCUUAUCUGAACUUGGAAGACAUGAUCAAUAAGAUUCUAUUGAGUUCUGAGGAGAAG
Molecule: messenger RNA, 585 nt
Organism: Linum tenue
Lineage: Eukaryota; Viridiplantae; Streptophyta; Magnoliopsida; Malpighiales; Linaceae
Source: the annotation of a GenBank genome assembly